CCUUUGUACCGAAACGCCAUGGUGCGCCGUAUAGCAUCGCAAGUGCACCAGCAGGCGCUGCGUCUUAUGAAAGGCAACCUCAUUGACCAACCAGUAUGGCUUGGCUCUGUUCUCCAGUACCCACCUUUGCCCCUUCCUCCGAAAGUGCCUCCUCCACGAACCUCUUUUGACUCGGCAGCUCCCAAAUCGACUCGACUUGCAGGGACUACCCAGAAACUACGAGCACCAAAAAAUAGACCGUCAUCCAUUGUCUACAUCGAGGAUGAAAUUCGCCGCCGGUUCUUCCGUGACCAUCCCUUUGAGGCCUUCCGACCUGUGACGCUGACCGAACGCGAUGCGAUACGGGAGCAGCGUCCUGUGCAAGGACGUGAUUGGCAGAGACUGAGGCAAUGGGGACGGAAUCCUUCACCAGAAGAUGCCAUACGAUUUGCCGUCAACCUGUACGAACACCACAAUCUUCCUCUAACAUUCGCCUACACGCGCGCAGUCGCCCAGUUCCGUGCUCUACGUUCUGAACACCACGUUGCACGCCGAUUCGCCGUGCUGGAAGUUGAGAGCUACGGACGGGUGUUCCCAACGUCGCAAGUGCAGCUUGGGUUCGAGAAGGAGAAGAAGGCACUGGAUACCUGGGAAGAAGCCUCGAGUAUGGAUGCGGGAGAGUUUGCUUCGAGGAAGAGGUGGAGGUCUAUUGCAGCUAACUUUGUUGGUGGUUCGCAGGAGUGGACGAGAGGCGAGCAAUAUGCGGCGUUGUGGAGGAAGGGUGCCAGACCUACGUAUGCCCCGGCACUUACAGAGGUCAAGUAUCCGUCUAUGUUGUCGCCAACACCAGAGGCAACACCACAAGUUGCAGCUCCACAGGCAGCGGGAGCAGCUCACACACCCACACCAGCAGCUCGACCACAACCUGUAUACAAUAGAACUGCCUAACAAUGGAUAAUUCUUACUGAAG
Messenger RNA from Desarmillaria tabescens, 949 nucleotides. Its product is annotated as mitochondrial ribosomal protein S25-domain-containing protein. Gene Ontology annotation, cellular component: mitochondrial small ribosomal subunit. Bases 19 to 927 code for a protein of 302 amino acids. Lineage: Eukaryota; Fungi; Basidiomycota; Agaricomycetes; Agaricales; Physalacriaceae. The transcript is spliced from 2 exons. The record is from RefSeq and is a predicted model, not a curated record. Gene Ontology annotation, molecular function: structural constituent of ribosome.